CAAGUAGACACUCCCAACCCUAAGACGUUCACACAGAUGCUGCCCUUUGCUAUGGGACUAUGGGUUUAUUAACAUGAGAACUUCAAGUACUCUAAGGUAAGGGGUUCUCUGGUCAAAUAUCCAAGGAUCUUGGUGGAGUGACAGUUUUUAGUGAACUCUAGCGUUUUCAUUUAUCACGUUGGUUUUAGCUAUUGGUAGUCAUGGAUCUCACAUUGUGGCAGUACCAGUUUCGAAUCAUCAUGCUAGGAGACUCCACGGUGGGCAAGUCAUCCAUGUUGAAGCGAUACACAGAGGACCUGUUUCUGGAGUGCAUCAACCAGACUGUCGGAGUAGACUUCUAUGUACACUUCCUAGAGGUCGAACCUGGAGUGAGGAUCAAACUGCAGUUCUGGGAUACAGCUGGUCAGGAGAGGUUUAGGUCUGUGACUCGCUCCUACUACCGGAACUCAGUCGGAGGUCUUCUGGUAUUCGAUCUGGCCAACCGCAAAUCUUUCGAAAAUGUGAAGCAGUGGCACGCGGAGGUUUCAGAACGUGUGCAUCCCUACACAGUGCUCUUCGUGUUGGUGGGACACAAGAGUGACCAGGACCAGGCCGGAGAGCGAGCUGUGAAUCGAACCGAGGCAGAAAAGCUCGCAAGCCAAUUGGGAGCGCCGUACAUCGAGGCCUCGGCCAAAACGGGUCACAACGUGAAAGAGGCCUUUGAUCUUUUGACCCGAAGGGUUUACCAGGGCUUGAAAAGCGGAGAGAUCAAGUUGCGCGACGGGUGGGAUGGAGUCAAGAGCUCAGCUCCUACAGCCCAAAUGUCCCAGAAGAUACAAAACAAUGAAGCAGCUGAGAAAAACAAGAGCUGUGCUUGUUAACUUAAAAUAUAUCGCAACCUGAAUACAGUUCUUCAAAUCAGUCUGACAUUGCUAAAUACACCUACAACUAAUCUCUAGCACUUUAAGAUGUAAGAUUGUAAAUAUUAAAUUUGAUCAGACAGAUCUUUCCUCAUGGCAUGGAUAAUAUAUGCUUUUUUGCAAGAUUUCAGCAUUUGUAAACAACACUUAACGUCAUUUACAUACAUGUGCACAUUUGAUUUCCAAUUGUUUGUUAAAAUUUCUAGGCUUCACUUUGGAUAAACGUUUUUUCGUGUAAUUCCAUCAGUUGAAAAAAAAAAUCGUUUUUAUUUCCACACUACUUUAGCACAUGACCACAUCAUUCCAUAAACAUGGAUUUGUUUUAGUUGUUACAGAAAGGGCUGCCAGAUAAUCAUAGAAUUCAGGAUUACAUGACAUUCCGAAGGUUUUUAAGAGCUAAUCCUGUAGAUUUGUAAAUGAUUCACUAAUAUUUGACUUUCAUAGAUAAAGAGAUUUUAGAUAUACAGUUGACACAGUCUAGACUCUAGACACAUUCCUUGGUUAUUACUUCUGAUAUGAUGUCAGUCCAACACAAUGCGAGUGAGUUCAGUGUGAAUAAAUCACAAUUAUGUUUUUUAUUCAUGAAAAACAGGAGACUGCAAAACACUGAUACACGGCCAAAAAAAAAAAAAAACAAUUCAGUUUAUACUGUUUAACUUUUUUUUUUUUUUUUUUUUUAAAUCUGCCCACAGCAAGUGGGGUUUAUGCACCAUUUCCCACGUCACAUAUAUAACCCCCUCUAACAAUUAACAUCUGCAUUAUGUCACUAGUUCCAAUGCAAUUAAUAACAUGGGGAAGUGGUAUUUAUUUCUCUGGUAAAAAUGACGGUUUACCUUUAGAAAGUCACACACUGAGGAUUUCUCUAUAGUACUUAAUAUUACUUAAGUGACGAGUUCUAUAACAUCGAACAUUAUAAACAAAUCAGACAUUGUGAUUGUAAUUGUGCAUAGCUACUAAUGCCAGCUGAGCAGAAGUUGUGCGACUGCAUGUUGGGUCAACUAAACGUGUAAUAUGAAUAAAAAUGUAGUUUGUGAGUGAGUUUUUUUUUUUUUUUUACAGAGAUCUGUGAGAUUCUAUCAUAUAAUAAAACCCCAGUAUAGCACCAAGGUGCUCAAACAAAAUGCUCACAUGGUGAUUUAACACAAAGUGAACUGUACAGAUAAAUGACAUCAAUUCCUGCACACCUUUUGAAUGGGAAAUGUCAAAAGAGGUGUACUGCAAAUAGUACAACGCACUCUUCCGCUUUGAUUAACAUAACAUGUAUAGGUUCAAACCCUAUCCACUUCCAAAA
Messenger RNA from Pimephales promelas (fathead minnow), 2190 nucleotides. Lineage: Eukaryota; Metazoa; Chordata; Actinopteri; Cypriniformes; Leuciscidae. The record is from RefSeq and is a predicted model, not a curated record.